CUCGAAAGCUCCGUCGACGCAUCGUCCAAUCAGCGUAUGAUCUGCAAGAUAAGCUAUCCAGACACUGACGAUUGGGGAAAGCGUAGAUGCGGUUGGAGAGCUGACAUGCAGGACAUACGCGCUGUGUAACGGAAGCAAUGGUGCAGUCUCGACACGAGGACCGAGUCCAGACGGGGCUUUGUGGCACUUCAGUUAUUAGCUCUGCGUUUUUCUUGACUUCCCCUCAACCUCAGUAUAAAAGAUAUCCUUCUCCUUCGGUAACGUCUUCGAGUUUGAAUAAGCUAGGCAUUUGCACUAUGGACGAAGACAAAGGCGCACAUGUGCUGACGGCGCAAGAGGUCAGCGUUGCGCAGACACAAACUGAGCACGAUGCGCAUGAUAUGGCCCGCCUGGGCAAGAAGCAGGUGUUCAAGCGCAACUUUCACGACUUAUCAAUCAUCGGAUUGACGGUUAUGAUGAUGGGAACAUGGGAGGCGAUUGCCAGCACAAUCACCUUCUCUCUCACCAAUGGCGGCCUCGCCGGCUCUGUCUGGAUCUACAUUGGCUCGCUGCUCUGCACCAUUGUCGUCGUAGUCACCAUGGCUGAAAUGGCAAGCAUGGCUCCAACAACCGGUGGACAAUACCACUGGGUAUCGGAGUUUGGGCCACCGCAGUACCAAAAGUUCCUCAGCUACAUGGUCGGCUGGUUCUCGGCCCUCGCAUGGCAGGCUGGCGUCGCGGUGACGGCCUACUCCUCCUCGGGCAUCUUGCAGAGCGCCAUCGCGAUCAACCACCCCAGCUACGACGCGCAGCCCUACCACGGCACGCUGAUGAUGAUUGCGGUCGCGGCGGUGGCGGCCCUCGUCAACGUCUUCGGCAUCGAGUGGCUGCCGCGCCUCGAGGUGGCUAUCCUCGCGCUGCACGUCGUCGGAUUCGUCGCUUUCAUCGCUACGCUCUGGGGCACAGCCGGCCGCGGCCACGCCUCUGCGAAACAGGUCUUUACCGAGUUUGCGAACUUUGGCGGGUGGGAGACUGUGGGCGGCGCUGUCAUUGUCGGACAGAUCACCGCGACGGGCUCGCUGUUCGGUUACGACGCAGCAGCGCACAUGUCGGAAGAAGUGCGCGACGCCUCGCUGACAGUCCCCCGCGCCAUGCUGACCACGAUCCUGGUCAACGGCCUCCUCGGCCUCAUCACAAUCAUCACGCUCUGCUUCCGCAUCACGAACCUCGGCGCGCUCCUCGCGCCCGCCCACCCCUUCCCCUUCAUCCCGCUCCUGCUCGAGGCAACGGGCAGCACCGCCGCCGCCACCACCCUCGCCUGCACCGUCGCCGCCCUCACAGUCGGGACGUGCGUCUCGGCCCUCGCGGCGGGCAGCAGGCAGCUCUUCGCGUUUGCGCGCGACGACGGCCUCCCCGCCGCCUGGCUGUGGCGCAAAGUCGUCCCGCUGCGCCGCCAUGGCGCCCCGGUCCCGCUGCCCGCUGUCCUGGCCUCGCUGGCCAUCACGGUCCUUCUGUCCCUCCUGCCCCUGUUCAGCGCUGCAGCCCUCAGCAGCAUCUUCGGCUUGCUGUCCUGUGCCGGCGGCGCGAGCUACUCCGCCGCGCUCGCGUGCUUGCUGUGGCGCCGGCUUGCGGUUUUGCGCCACCAGCAUCGUGCGGGUGGAAAUGCAGGUCAUGGUGCCCACGCUGCUGACGCGACGGCCCCGUUGCCGCCCGCCCGCUUCCGCCUUCCCCCCGUGCUUGGCGCCUGGUGCAAUGCGUUUGCCCUGGCGUACAUGGCCUUCGCGACCAUCGUGUGCUUUUUCCCUGCGCAGCGCGGGGCGGGCGCCCGCGGCAUGAAUUGGAGCGUUGUUGUGUUUGGGGGUGUGGUUGUGGGGUGCGUGGCCGCGUAUUGGUGUGGUGGGAGGAGAGCGUAUCGUGGGCCUGUCGUUUGUGUUGUGCGUGCGGGGGAGGGGCGUGACUUGCGUCAGUGAUGGAUGGUUGGUGUGCUGGGUAGGUAGGUAGGUAUAGUCACUUUGAUGACAAGCACAACUACGAAACAGCAUGGUGCAUUGUUUCUACCUACGUUCGUGCAGAGGGGGCCGUCCGUCUACCCCGGCACAAGAAGAAGCAGACAGCCAACAUAUCCAACUGAUCAAGACCUUCAGGCCUCAGACAACUUGAGCACUGUCAUCAGGAGGGCAUGCUGACGAGCGCCCCGCCACCCCUCCCUCACGAGAGGCGGCGCCGCUUGCUGGCGCUCGCCAGCAUGCUCUCCUCCUCC
Aplosporella prunicola CBS 121167 is the source of this 2239-nucleotide messenger RNA. RefSeq lists its product as uncharacterized. NCBI's taxonomy places the organism in Eukaryota, Fungi, Ascomycota, Dothideomycetes, Botryosphaeriales, Aplosporellaceae. The record is from RefSeq and is a predicted model, not a curated record. Gene Ontology annotation, biological process: transmembrane transport. The transcript has 5 exons. The coding region runs from base 297 to 1949 and encodes 550 amino acids. Gene Ontology annotation, cellular component: membrane. Gene Ontology annotation, molecular function: transmembrane transporter activity.